UCUUCCUCUUUUGUAAGUCGCUUUGGAUAAAAGCGUCUGCCAAAUGAAUAAAUGUAAAUGUAAAUGUAAAUGUAAAUGUGUAUCGUCGGCAUAGCAGAGGAAACUUAUUCCACGAUUCCUGAUAAUAUCUCCUUGGAGAAGCAUAUACAAGGAGAAAAGCAGAGGCUCUAAAACUGAUCCCUGUGGCACUCCAUAUUUUACUUUUGUUUGGUUUGACAAUUUCUCAUUUACAUAGACAAAGUGGUAGCGGUCUGCUAAACAUGACCUAAACCAUGCUAAUAAUUCUCAACAUAAUUCUCUAGCCUAUUCAAGAGAAUGUUAUGAUCUAUUGUGACGAAUGCACCACUAAGAUCUAACAGCACUAGAAGAGAAAUGCAGCUGUGAUCAGAUGAUAAGAGCAAGUCAUUUUUAACUCUGAUAAGUAUAGUCUCUGUACUGUGAUGAGGCCUAAAUCCUGAUUGAAAUUCUUCAUAUAUACUAUAUCUCUAUAGAAAUUAACAUAUUUGGGAAGAUACUACUUUUUCUAGUGUUUUCAACAUAAACGGGAGAUUUGAAAUCGGUCUACACUGUAAAAAGUCGUUCAGUGCUAUUGUCCAUAUGACUUAAUUUUAAAAACUAUAUUUAUUCCAAUACAUUUAUUUAUUUUUCUUUCUUUGAUUUUUGAGUUAUCAAAAAGUAAAAAGUGUGAAUAUUUUCGUAACUUAAUAUUUUCUAUAAUAAAAUUAAUUUCAUUGGACUUCACCAUAAAUUGAUUUUACAAAACUUAUUUUAAAAGUUUUUAUUGGACGUGUCAGACGUAAAAAGAUACGACCCGCCCACCUGCAGCAACGGAAGAACAAGCCCGGGCAAAUCCUUCACUCUCGUCUGUUCCAGAAGUUUAUUCGAAGUCGAACUGGGUUUUCCACAGAGACGAUCAUUUAUACUUCCCGUACCUCAUAUGGAAUGGCACUGUAAAUUGUGCAGCACUGUGGUACCAGGAAAGAGCGACAUUUUAAAGCAUUAUAGACUGCAUCAUAGAACCUUUGGACACAGCCAUGCCUUGCCUUGUAUUCAUAUAGAUUGCCCAUGUUCAUUUAAAUCCUGGAGUUCCUUACGCUCUCACCUCUCAAGAUACCACCCAGAAGCUAAAUCCUUUAACUCACCACAAACAUGGAGCAAACUGUGAGAUUCCGGGUCCUCAUCGAUCAUGAAAUCAAGAAACUCACUCUCAGCAGUGGCAUACCCUCAACUGUGGACAAGUUGGUUGCAGCUGUCAAAGAACAUUUUUCCAUCCCCACAGAUAUAAGUCUUCAAUACAAAGAUGAAGAAUUUGAUGACUUCUUUACCCUAACAUCUACCAAUGAGCUGAAAGAUAAAUGCACACUUAAAGUUAUGUAUGCACCGCUGAAUUUGACACUGACAGUUGUUCCCCAGGAAAGCACCCCUGAUGCCUCUGAUGUCAGCUCUUUAUGUGAGAGUACGAGUCUCAGUGAGAACUCAGUGGAUACCGUCAUUCUGAGUCCCUCCCCCUCUGAAAGGCAGAGCCCAUGGCCUGCUGUGUUUCCCAUUCCAACCUUCUCACACAACACUGAACUGGUCUUAAGACAAGGAAACGAGAUUUAUUUAAGAGAUGGCACCCCAAUGACAUCACCAAGUGUCAAAUCAGACAUCUUGGAGCGCCUGGCAGAGGCCAUGUUUUCCUACACAGCUUACCACAAUGAUGCCCAGAGAUGUGCAGUGGCAGAGGCACUAGUUGCAAAGCAUCCCUGCUUAAAGGAGCCUGGAUCUUUUAAUGGAAUUUAUGGGUGGCAGCAAAACCUAAAGUAUAAGUGUGGAAACUACCGGACAAAACGGAAAGCACUUGGAAGCCCUGAACUCAUGAUAAACUCACUGAGAAACAAGUCAAAUGAUGAGCAAAAAGCUGCUAAAAAUGUAAAGAAACCAAAGAGGGCAGAGGUGAAUUACUUGCCCUCACACCUACAUGGUGAAACAGAUGACACCCUUGAGAAUCUAAGACUUGACCUAAUUGCUGCCCAUCAGACAAAGGACUCUGCCAGGAGCACAAAUGAUAUGAUGGCCAGGACAUACAGCUGGAGAAGACAGGAAGUGGUUGCCAAGUCUCCUAGUGUGGCAGAAUUUAAGGAAAGAUGGCCUGCCCUCUUCGGACCAUUCCAGGUAAACGAGGAAUUCCGAAGAUGUACUGCGGUUCCCCUGGAAGCAACGUUUAUGUCACAGCUAGACAAGCACACCCCAAAGCUCCUAGAGCUCUUUAGUGCCAAGGGAGGAGCAACUGGUCAACGCAUCAAUAACUUGUUGAUGGAACUGAUACAGGACCCAAGUGCCACUGCAGUGAAGAAGAGAGAUGUCACUCUGAGAUGCCUCUUUGAGUAUAUGGGAGAGAGUGGACAGGAGCUCAUCUUUGAUUACUGUGUAAGUAUUGUUCACGAGGACCUGAAAAUGAAGAAUAUGAGCAUCUAUGUCUGCCGUGAGCCAGAUGCAGUAGGAAUCAUCAUUGAGGGAAUACCAGUCCUUACCAAUCUGGGAAAUCUGGCCAAAGCAUGCUGCUUCCUGCUUGGGUUGACAUAUGCACUUAAUCUUGAGUAUCCAUCCAAGCUUUCCAAAACAUUUGAGGUGUUUCAAAGACUUUUUGUGGGACUUGACACGCUCCGCCCAAAACCAAGCCCGAAGUUCAUGACCCUGAAAAACAAGCUCCUUGCCUAGGAACUCAGACAUAACUCUGUCACUCUGCACUAGUGAACAGCUGUUUUCUUUGUCUGUUCAACAUGGUUAUACAUCGGACAUAACGUUGAAUCUUUCAGGAUAUUGUUAUGGUUUGUCCUUGUCAUGUUUUAUGCUAUGCUGCAGGUCAUACUUUCUGGUGUGAAAAAAAAAAUGUUUUUAUUUUAUACACACAAAAUAGACCUGCUGUGAAGCUGCACUUUAAAAACUGGUCAGUAGGUGAGAUCAGUGAGUUUGACUAAAGAUGUUUCAAAAUAUUCACACACACUGUGAAGGUAUUAUGCUAAGUUGAGGUCAGAUGUUCAUGUUUUUGACCUGUAAUAUUAGUGUUAAAAUUUUUCAAUAUUAUGUACACACACUGUACUGUAAAGGUGUUUUACAAACUUGAAAUUUACAAGCUGAGGUCAUGCUUUGUUUAAUGCAUGAAAACAGAUGUUCUUGAUUGUACUGUCCGGCUCAUUGCUACCGUUUGAAAAAGGCAUGUGAAUUGUUACAAAAUUGCCUGUUAACUUGAUAUUAAAAUGUUUUAAUAUUAUGUACACACAGUAAAAAACUAUACUGUGAAGGUGUUCUUCUAACCUGCACUUUAUAAUCUGAGGUCAUGCUUUACAGAUUGUUAUUGAUAGUUAACACUGUCCAGCUCAUUUUGAAUAUGGCUUGUGUAUUUUUACAAAAGUGCCUGUUGACUUCAUUUUAAAAUGUUAUAACAUACGUUAAAAACUGUACUUUGAAGGUGUUCCACACUAGUCUGCACUUUAUUUGCUGAGGGCACAUGUUAUUGAUUGUUUAUACUGUGUCCAGCUCAUUGCUACUGUUGUGGAUAUGGCAAUGAUUUAAUAAAUGUUGGAA
This is a messenger RNA of Xyrauchen texanus (razorback sucker), 3567 nucleotides long. RefSeq lists its product as uncharacterized. The record is from RefSeq and is a predicted model, not a curated record. NCBI's taxonomy places the organism in Eukaryota, Metazoa, Chordata, Actinopteri, Cypriniformes, Catostomidae. The coding region runs from base 1150 to 2700 and encodes 516 amino acids. The transcript has 5 exons.